AUGGAUAGUAUCAGCAGUCUACCUAACGAGAUCAUUUGCCACAUCGUGUCCUCCCUCUCUGCAAAGGAGGCUGCUUUCACAACGGUUCUCUCAAAGAGGUGGCUGAAUCUGUUUACCAUCAUACCAAAUCUCCAUUUUAGCGACUGGGUUGAGAAACCGGAGAGUUUUGUGGGUCAGUUAGUGGCUCUGCCAGACAGUUCCCGUGUAAGGAAGUUCACUCUUCUAAAACGUCUAGGGCUUUUUGAACUAGCUGAUGAGCACGUCCAUUGUUGUCUUUGUAAUGUGCUGAAGCGUGGUCUCAUGGAUCUUGAACUAAACAUAGAAAGUGAGUUUGGAUAUAAAGGGAAACCAUUCUCGCUGCCCUUUGAGAUCUUCACUUGCCAGACACUUGUUACGCUAAAACUAGGAACAAGUGUUGUUAUCUAUCAACUUCCUGAGAAUGCUUUACUUCCAGCGCUUAAGACUCUCAUUCUUGACAAAGUUCGGUUCUAUGGUCUUUGUGGCUGUGCGUUCCAAAAGCUUCUUUCUGCUUGCCCUGUGCUUGAAGAGUUAGUCAUAGAUAGUGUGGACUGGGAAGAUUGGAAAUGGUCUCGCACUGUAUCCAGUCCAACCCUUCAAAGACUUAAUAUUAAUAGAACACAGCAUUUUUAUUUUGAUGGAUCUGAUUUUGGGAGCAUCACGUUUUAUACUCCGAAGCUUGUCUACUUAGAGUACGCUGAUUUUAUUCCGGAUGAGUAUCCUGUUGUUAAUUUUGACUCCCUCGUCGAAGCUAUGUUGGAUCUAUUUAUGACGGUAGAUCACACUUGGAAUGUAGGAUUCGCAGGUGAUGAUGAUCCUAUUUCUAGCAAUCCAACUAAUCUAUUGGGCUUGAAGAAUGUUCAUAUCCUGACCAUACUAUCUCCAGACACUUUGGAGGCAUUUUAUUUCUUCCGUGAAGCAAUACCAAUAUUUGAAAAUCUAAAUCGUCUAUCUUAUACACCAAAUGAAAAUGAUGAUGGUUACUGUAUGCGAUCUCUGCCAUUUCUGCUAACCAAGUCUCCAAAUCUAGAGACUCUUGUCCUCGAGUGUUCGUUGCACUAUGAUCAACAUAAACCAGAAUCUGUUUGCAAGUGCAUGUUGGGUUAUUCUUGCCUAUUAUCAUGUCCUGCGAAGGUCCUAGAGAUAACCAAGUACGAGGGAACUAAAGGAGAACUGGAGCAAAUGAAACAUUUCCUAGGGAAAUUUCUUGAGUUGGUGAAAAUUCGUGCUGGGGCAAGAGAUGAUGAGGAAAAGUUGCGAUUCACCAUGGAUCUGCUAAUGUUUCCCAGAGCUUCGGUUAAUUGCAAGAUCGAGGUUUCUUAA
Messenger RNA from Eutrema salsugineum, 1341 nucleotides. Its product is annotated as F-box/LRR-repeat protein At3g58980. Gene Ontology annotation, molecular function: protein binding. The record is from RefSeq and is a predicted model, not a curated record. NCBI's taxonomy places the organism in Eukaryota, Viridiplantae, Streptophyta, Magnoliopsida, Brassicales, Brassicaceae.